GUAACAAACCGAAGCAAGAGAUCGCUUCGGGAACCUGUAGGUGUACGGAGCCGAGUCGCUUUGAAGUUUGAACGGCAGGCGACUGUCUCUCAACUGUCUCGUGCGUUGUAUCCUCUUCGUCUUUCCCGGUCAGAAUUGUCGUCGCGUACUCUUCCUCCUCCUCUUCCUCCUCUUCGUCUUCAACCUUGUGGAAUCGUUCCCCUUCGCUGUCGGCAUGGCCUCGCCGACACCAGGCAGCUCUCGAUCAGCUUCUUUCAGGGAUGACGACUCCGACACUGCCAAGCUUGAAGGCACUGGUAGCUGGGAUGCCAUCGAAUGGACCAAAAUUGAGCCCAUCAUACGCCCCAUUUCGCGGGAGAAUCUAGAUUUCUUGCUUGAGGCUGAGCAAGUCAAAGCCCAAGAAUAUGGUGUUGUUCUUGUUAAUAACAAUGAUGUGGGUACAUUAAUGGUUACAAAUUUUCGCCUUCUAUUUGUGAGUGAGAAAACCACAAAAGUUAUUGCUCUAGGAACAAUCCCACUUGCAACGAUCGAGAAGUUUACCAAGAUUGCUGUGAAGACUCAAUCUACUCUUCGUCAGUUGGACAAAACACCAUCACAAAGAUUGCUCCAGGUCAUUGGAAAGGAUAUGAGAAUUAUAGUUUUUGGUUUCAGAUCUCGUACAAAACAGAGACGGGCAAUAUUUGAAACAUUACUGAGAUUGACAAAGCCUGCGAGACUUUGGGAUCUCUAUCCUUUUGUAUCAAGGCCUUCUAGUUUAAGGAACACAAACCCAAAAGUUCGUUUACUGGAUGAGUAUUUUCGGCUUCUUGGGAAAGGAUCUUAUCGUGGAUCAAUUGAUAUGAUCAGAAAUGGGUCCUUUACCUUGUCCAAUGCCUUGUGGAGAAUAAGUAGUGUGAAUUCCAACUAUACCAUGUGUCAAACUUAUCCAUUUGCAUUGAUUAUUCCAAAGAGCAUUAGUGAUGAUGAAGUGGUUCAGGCUUCCACUUUUCGAGCAAGAUGCCGGCUGCCUGUAGUUUCAUGGUGUGAUCCUGGUACUGGUGCAGUCCUUGCUCGUUCAUCACAACCCUUAGUUGGUCUUAUGAUGAAUAUGAGAAGCAACACAGAUGAAAAGCUUGUGGCUGCACUUUGCAACAAACUGGAUGAUGGUUCACGGAGGAAGCUAUACAUUGCUGACGCGAGACCAAGGAAAAAUGCAUUAGCUAAUGUGGCCAUGGGGGGUGGUUCAGAGUCAUCAUCAAAUUACUUUCAAUGUGAGGUAGUCUAUUUUGGGAUAGACAACAUCCAUGCAAUGAGAGAUAGCUUUGCUAGACUCAGAGAGUACUUAGAUACUUAUGGCAAAGCAUCAUCAGAUGGAAUGUCAUCUUUUUCGAGGAAUGGUGGGUGGACAUGGGGUGGAGGAUUAUUAAGUGGCAUGUCUGCUUCAGUAUCAACACUUGGGGACAGCGGAUGGUUACUGCACAUUCAAAAUGUCUUGGCUGGUUCAGCUUGGAUUGCUGCUCGUGUUGCUGUUGAAAAGGCUUCUGUGCUUGCACAUUGCAGUGAUGGAUGGGAUAGAACAACUCAGUUGGUUUCACUUGCUAGUUUGUUGCUUGAUCCCUACUAUCGGACAUUCAAAGGGUUUCAGGCACUUGUCGAAAAAGACUGGUUAGCGUUUGGUCAUCCAUUCUCAGAUCGUGUGGGAAUGCCAUCAGUCAGUGGAAGUGGCAACACACCUGAGUUGUCUUGGCAAUCUCCUGGAAAUCACCCAUCAUCACCCAUGCGUCAGUCAUCAGGAGCAUUGAGUUCCCAACCUCCAACCUCUCACGCACAAACUUCGAACAACUACUCUCCAAUUUUUCUGCAGUGGGUGGAUUGUGUUUCACAACUGCUGCGGACAUAUCCUUUUGCUUUUGAGUUCUCUUCAGCUUUCCUGGUGGACUUCUUAGACUGUGUUCUUUCAUGCCGCUUUGGAAACUUCUUAUGUAAUAGUGAGAAGGAAAGGCAACAAUUGAAUGUUUUUGAAGCAUGUGGAUGUUUGUGGGCAUACCUAGCUGAGCUGCGGGCUUCAGAAAGUGGUUCUCAUGUGCAUUAUAACCUCUUUUAUGACCCGUCAAAGCAUGAUGGUCAUCUUCGGCCUCCUGCAGCAGCUUUAGCCCCAACUUUGUGGCCCCAAUUCCAUCUGCGUUGGGUUUGUCCAGAAGAAUCACAGGCUGGGGAGAUUGAAUCAGAAUGUAGGAAGAUGGCUUUAAAUUUCUGUGAGAUGAGGAAGGCUAAGGAAGAGGCGGAGAAGAAAGCCGACGAAAUUGCAAAUGCCAUGGAAUCACUGAAAGUAGAACGUAGAAACGAGAAGCAACUAAGAAUAUCAGCUAUGAACAUUGCCAAAAGAACAAACAAAGAAAAUGUGGUGAUGAAGAGGGCAAUUCAGUCAAUUGGACGCAAGGUUUACUUCUCUAGCAGCGAUGAUAGUAUUGUUGAUAUUGAAAUCUGUCCAGCUGAAGCAGCUCAAAACUUGAAGUAUUCUCUAAACGGAAAGGAAUUUGAUGAUAAAAAGGAUUUAUCUGCAUCGGUAACAAUUACAGAACAUGACAAUGAUGCAAACAUUGCUAUUAGUCAAGUAUGUGAAACUCUAUGCCCGUUUCGUUCCCAAGAUGGACAUUGCAGGUGGCCCAAUUCUGUUUGUGCUCAACGUGGCAGCCAGUUUGUUGGUCUAAAGGCAAACUUUGAUGCUCUUGAUCAACUCUUAAUUAAUGAUGAUUAUUUCAAGCCUGAGUGAUCAGGGAAUUCAGGUCCAAAAAGUAUCAAGUUUUGGUUUUUUUUUUCUUUUUCCUGUACUGUAGCGUAGUCAAGAGUUCUAUUUGAAUUUCCAGAUGACAAAUGAAGACGGCAAGAUUUGGCUCUGUGCCAGGUCCCGGGAAUUGUUCAGACUUAAGACCAUGUCAGUACAGUACAGACAUGUCUGGUAAGCUUGGGAAAAUAAAUUGAUCAUUGAUGUGGUGGUCUAUAUUGUUGUAUGCAGGUAUAGCAAAUGGUAGAAGCUAAAGAUAACUGUUGUUGUACAGGUAAUAAGUGAAGUUUCUAUUCAAAAUUGGUCUAGACACAGAUGGACAGGUGUAUAUGGCAGGAAAAGUUUGUUGUAAAUUGGUGUAUGUUAGAGCCACUCUUUAUUUGCAUUCAAUUUAAUGCUACCACCUUCAUUCCUAAAAGAUGAGUGUGUCUUGAGGGUAGGAAAUGAUUUUUCCCCUACUUUUUCUAUACUGUCUAUUUAGAUAUCAUGAUGCUUAUUUAAUAAUACUUGUUUACCAUCAAA
This is a messenger RNA of Prosopis cineraria, 3286 nucleotides long. RefSeq names its product phosphatidylinositol-3-phosphatase myotubularin-1-like. The record is from RefSeq and is a predicted model, not a curated record. The coding region runs from base 215 to 2752 and encodes 845 amino acids. Lineage: Eukaryota; Viridiplantae; Streptophyta; Magnoliopsida; Fabales; Fabaceae. The transcript is spliced from 19 exons.